Messenger RNA from Gilbertella persicaria, 827 nucleotides. RefSeq lists its product as uncharacterized. The record is from RefSeq and is a predicted model, not a curated record. The transcript has a single exon. NCBI's taxonomy places the organism in Eukaryota, Fungi, Mucoromycota, Mucoromycetes, Mucorales, Choanephoraceae. Bases 173 to 529 code for a protein of 118 amino acids.
UGUGCAAUUGAUUUCCUAAUAGCAUGCAAUCUCUGUUUCUCGAAAGCGCAAUCUUUAUUUUCUGUUAAUGCAAUCCAAACAUUUCCUUUGUGCAGUUUGUUUUUCUCAGUGCGCAAUCUAUUUCCGAAAAUAGUGUGUUUAUUGUUAAACAAGGCAAAUGUUGUCACUUUAGAUGCUAGGCGUAUCUGUACAGAUAGAGAGUUUCCAAUUUUUUAUAUUCUGCCAUAAUCAUGAAACUAGCAGGCGAAUGAUCAUAAACAGGCUCGGAUUUGUCUUCUCUGGGUGGUUUUGUAAACAAGCCUUUUUCAUGCGCUUCAUGUUCUGUAGAAACCACAGUAUAACAGAGAGAAGCUUCUUCAUCCUCUCCUUCUUCUUCUUCGCCAUGGGUAUCCAUAUGUCUUGGGUUAAAUCCAUGGUCCUUAAACCAUUUAAGCACAUCGGUUUCCUCUUGAAACACAGCGAUAAUGCAAGUAAAUUCUAUAUCUUUAAUAAAGCAAGCGAUUCUCCAAACUUCUCGAGACAUGAUUAAAAGAGAAAAAACGAACCACAAACAAGUAUCCCUCCCUUUUUAUGGUUUGCACAGAUAGAUAGAUGGAUCCAAGGUUGAUAUAUACAUUAAAUGAAUCGCCGCUAUUCUCCUUCUUUCUUUUUCCUUUAUAGCAUAAUAUGAGUCAAGAUAGUUUUUCUACUGCUAUCCAGUAUUGGAAAAGUAUUCAACUUGUCAACCUUCAAAAAGAACUCGACCAGCAAGGUCUUGCUAUUGUUGAGAAUCAGAAAGAUGGCCUUGUUUCAAGAAAGAAACUAGCAGAACAAACCAGAGGUAAACA